This is a messenger RNA of Pseudomassariella vexata, 2173 nucleotides long. RefSeq names its product WD40-repeat-containing domain protein. Gene Ontology annotation, cellular component: 90S preribosome; small-subunit processome; nucleolus. NCBI's taxonomy places the organism in Eukaryota, Fungi, Ascomycota, Sordariomycetes, Amphisphaeriales, Pseudomassariaceae. The record is from RefSeq and is a predicted model, not a curated record. Bases 112 to 2064 code for a protein of 650 amino acids. Gene Ontology annotation, biological process: maturation of SSU-rRNA from tricistronic rRNA transcript (SSU-rRNA, 5.8S rRNA, LSU-rRNA). The transcript is spliced from 7 exons. Gene Ontology annotation, molecular function: protein binding.
CUUAUCGCCCCUCCAGCGGAUUUUUCUUCAACGCCAAAAGCUACAUCUGGAACCGCGUCUCACUCAUCUCAGGCGGCAAUAGUCCAGUGUUGAUUUACUCUAGACGUCGCUAUGAAGGCCGAAAAGCUUGGAGAUGUUUCCGUGUACACUGUCGCGGGCGCAGAGACAGCGCGUCCGCUUCCCGAAUGGCUUGCCAGGAGACGAAAGCGCAGUCUCAAGACCAAUUCGGAAUACCAGAACAGGGUGGAACUCCUGCAGGAUUUUGAAUUCGAAGAGGCGAGCCAAUGUAUUCGUGUUAGUGAGGAUGGCGACUGGAUUAUGUCCACAGGCACAUACAAGCCUCAAAUGCAUGUGCACUAUACGCCUCACCUGUCUCUCUCCUUCGCAAGACACACGACGUCUCUAAAUACGACGUUUCGUUUGCUCUCUUCAGACUACACCAAGUCUCUGCACCUCCAGAGUGAUCGCUCAUUAGAGUUCCACACGAAAGGGGGUUGUCAUUACGCGACUCGCAUUCCCCGCUAUGGCCGCGACUUGGUCUACGAUAGACAUUCAACAGAGGCUCUGAUACCAUCCGUGGGGCUUGAUGCAGAGGGUAGUGGCGAAGUGUUUCGCAUGAAUCUUGAAUUAGGGAGAUUUAUGAAGUCGUAUCAGAUCGACGUUGGUCGCGAUGAUUCUGUUGAGACUGGUUUGCAGGGCGGCAUCAACGUAGGUAGCGUUAACACUGGUGCUAUUGCAGAAGACAGUCAUAACCUUUUAGCCUUUGGAACCAGCGUCGGCACCGUCGAGUUUUGGGACCCUCGUUCAAAGAGUCGAGUGGCUAUUAUCGGUGGCCAAGAAGAAAUUACUGCACUUGAUUUCAACCCGACUGGAUUGUCAAUAGCCACCGGCACGUCAACAGGCUUGGUCAAGAUAUUUGACCUGAGAAGCCCGGUCCCAUUAUUUCACAAGGAUCAAGGCAACGGAUUCCCAAUCAAGGAAUUGAUACACUUGACUACUGCCUCGCAGGAGAAGAAGAUUCUAUCUGCCGACAAGAAGACGAUCAAGAUAUGGGCCGAGGACGACGGCAAGCACUGGACAUCGGUCGAGCCCCUUGUCGACAUCAACUCGGUCGCUUGGUGUAAAGGCAGUGGCAUGAUACUUACGGCGAACGAAGGCAGAGCUCAGCACAGCUUUCUUAUACCACAGCUGGGCCCCGCCCCGAGGUGGUGCUCCUUCUUGGACAAUAUGGUUGAAGAAAUGGCGGAAGAGGUUCAGACCACCACAUACGACAACUACAAGUUCUGUACCCUGCCAGAUCUCAAGUCGCUGGGGUUGGAUCACCUCAUUGGGAAGUCCAAUCUGCUGCGGCCUUAUAUGCACGGUUACUUCGUUGCCUCCAAAUUCUAUGAUCAAGCCAAGUUGAUCGCAAACCCAUACGCUUGGGAAGAGGAGCGAGCUAAGCGCGUCAAGGAGAAGGUUGACAAGGAGCGCGCCAGCAGAAUCCGUGGAAACAAGAAGGUCAAGAUCAAUCAGAAGUUGGUUGACAAGCUUCUCAAGCGACAAGAAAAUAGAGCCCAGGUCGACACCAAUGCUGGACUACUUGGUGACGACCGUUUUGGCAAACUAUUCGAGGAUGAAGAGUUUGUGGUCGACGAAAACAGUCGCGAAUUCCAAGUUCUCAACCCGAGCACAAAGAUUGACCCUAACAGUGGCGCUACGAAUAAGCCUGCUGUAGAGUCCCCAGCGGAAGAAGACACCGACAUGGAUGGCUCUGACGAAAGUGAGGAUGAAAUUGUCCCUCAACGGAAGUUGAAGGACGUGGUGGAGAUGCGAGUCUCUUCGUCGAAUGCGGGUAGCGGUCGUCAUUUCAAGGACACAACGCUGGGUUCCCGAGCUCAGAUUGCCGUUCGGAGCAGCAAAACACGGCCCGGUGAAGUGGUCGGGGAACAGUCCAUGUCGUUCGUUCCAGAAAGAAAGAAGAAGCAGAACAACCAAGAUGUCCCCGAGCAACAGACCACGAAAGACAGGAGGAAAUCGGAUGCUAGACGAAGUGCGAGCGGAAAUACUUUCAGGCAAAUGUGAUACCCAGACGAUGCACACGAAACGUCGAGUCAUUGAUAACCUAUUUAUACAUACAAGCGAGAAGACCAACCAGCCAAGUGGGCUCAUUAUACCAGAACACCGAAGGCAA